CUCUCUCUCUCUCUCUCUCUCUCUCUGUUGUAUAUUGCUUUUUGGGUUGAUAUAAAGAAGAGAACAAAACACACACAAAAUAAAAAGCAUUUUCAUGCAAAAUCUCAUCGUUCAAGAGUAGAUUAGCUAAAGAAACUAUGAAGCUUAGAUUCACCGCGAUGCUUUGUGUGUUGGCCAUCUUAUUUCUCCUCACUCCCGUCUCUUCUCUACGACUCAUUCUUCAAUCGUCCAACGAACGAGCAGGUUUAGGGCAGGAGAGCGUUAAUGUUAAGGUAGCGCCGCCAAGAAAUCUUAUGUUCGACGAAGAAGUACUGACUGCAGGAGAACCUACGCAUCCACCAUCCAGUCACCAUAGCAAUGGAGUUACAUCCUCAGGAAAAAAUAAAGGCAAACAGAAGCAAUUAAGCAGAGAAGAAGGAGGAGGAGAGAUUGACCCAUCGCAGUAUUUGUCAAUGGACUAUCCACGACGUAAAAGAAGACGUCCGGUCCACAACAAAUCUCUACCGCUCGGUCCAUGAAACAUGGACGCUUUUAUUUUAAUAUUAUUACAUUAAUUAGAUUAACCUAAUUAAUUGGAAGUAUUUUUUUUAACUCUUGAAAAAAAAAUGGUAGUUAAUAUAAGCUUUUUACUAGCACAAGUUUUGGCCAUGUUAUUGUAAUUAACGGAAACGUGUUUUGGUUUUGUAAUAUUUAAUGGUAAUGGCCGACAUCGUGGAGCAAAACCCUAAACUCUUGUAACAACUUUGUGCUCGUUAUCUCUUUGUUCCAUGGUGCGAUGUAACGUAUGUGGGUUUUAAUUUAUUACA
Tarenaya hassleriana is the source of this 806-nucleotide messenger RNA. Its product is annotated as probable root meristem growth factor 8. The record is from RefSeq and is a predicted model, not a curated record. The transcript has 3 exons. The coding region runs from base 138 to 518 and encodes 126 amino acids. Lineage: Eukaryota; Viridiplantae; Streptophyta; Magnoliopsida; Brassicales; Cleomaceae.